Messenger RNA from Lates calcarifer (barramundi perch), 1700 nucleotides. Its product is annotated as caspase-8. The transcript is spliced from 6 exons. NCBI's taxonomy places the organism in Eukaryota, Metazoa, Chordata, Actinopteri, Centropomidae. The coding region runs from base 139 to 1311 and encodes 390 amino acids. Gene Ontology annotation, biological process: proteolysis; regulation of apoptotic process. Gene Ontology annotation, molecular function: cysteine-type endopeptidase activity. The record is from RefSeq and is a predicted model, not a curated record.
CAGGUUAGCAGUACUCUUCCAGUAGGUGGUAGGCGCGCUCCUUACUUAGCAUUCUACUCUAGCUUACUUGUUGAAUUACUUUCAUUAUAGACUUUUUCUGAAGUACUAUCUGGCGGGAAGACUUCCUGACUAUUCAACAUGUCAGCCAAAGACACAUUGAGGAGUAAUAAAAUACACAUUCAGACGAAUUUGUGUGGAGACUACGCGCUAAUUCUUGGCAAGAUUUAUGAGAAAAAACUAAUAACUGACCGUGAACACGUCAAACUUAAAAACAUCAACAAUCAAGAUGUAGAGGGGCACGUCAUUGCUCUUCUGGAUAAGAUCAUGGUCAAGGGAGAGGGCACCUGCAAAAAGUUCUUGGACCUCCUGCUGACUGACAAGGAUGUUGAAGAAACUUAUCCUGACUUGAAGGACAUACUGCUGAAAAACACCUCUCCUUCACCUGAGACUGCACAAGCUUGUCCACCUGGCAACAAUGAUGUCCCAUCAAAGAGCAAGAGGCCAAAGAAGGAGGAGAAGUACCAGUUGAAAAGCCAGCCUCUUGGCCUCUGUGUGAUCAUAAACAAUGAGAAUUUCAUGGAUUACACAAAGAGACGUGGAACUGACAAAGAUGCUCAACGUCUGGCAGAGGUGUUCAGCUGGCUGGGCUUCAAAGUGCUGAUGUGUAAAGACCAAACCCGGGACCAGAUGGAUCAGGCACUGAACUACUUUGCCUCUCUGAAUGAAAACUCUCAGCUGCAGGAAUUCAGUGUUAAGGAAUGGUUUGGUACCAAAUUCAUUGAUUCUCAGCAGGUUCCUAAGCAUGGAGAUGCCUUCAUCUGCUGUAUUCUGAGUCAUGGAGAAGAGGGUGUAGUCUGCGGGAUCGAUUGGAAGCCCCUCUCCAUUAAACAAAUAACUAGAACCUUCAAGGCAACUGAAGAGUCAGCCCUCAGAGGCAAGCCUAAAGUGUUCCUGAUCCAGGCCUGCCAAGGAGGGAAGGUACAGCGUGGAGUGCCAGACGAUCUGGAGGGUGAUGCUUCUCCUUCAUCAUCCAGCCCAGAAUAUGCUGAUGUUCUGGUUGCUAUUGCCACUGUUGAAGAUCAUAAAGCAUUUAGAGACCCAGUAGAUGGGAGCUGGUUCAUCCAGUCAUUGUGUCAGCAGCUAGAGGAGCGCUGUAAGAGCCAUGAAGACAUCGAAACCAUCCUCAGACAUGUGAAAUAUGAAGUGAGCCAGAAGGAGGGCUCCACUAAAUCUGGUGCAGUAAAGCAGAUGGCUGAAGUUAGGAACAAUACCCUGCUGAAGACACUUGUGUUGUCAGCACAUCUCCCCUGAAGCUCCAGAAAUCAUGCAAACACGGUAUACCUUAUGUCUUAAUUAAGCAUGUAUGACUCAGGUUUUCUUAAAUGAAUCUAUUAUUUUUAUCUGUCUUAAUUUUUUUAAAAUCACCUUUUAUACCUUUUAUAUUGUCAUAGAUUAGAGGGUAAGUCCUAAAUGCUGAAUCCUGGUGUCAUCUCAAAGUUUACCGUGUAUAGGGAAGAAAAAUACAAAACCUAAAACUCCUAAAGCAAUGUUUUUAACAUUUCUAUGGUUUUUAAAAGUUAUUCAACACAGCACAGCUUUAUGUAAAUGCACAAUGUAAAACAGAGAACAGCUGAUCAUUGUUUCUUGCACUCAAGUUUCAUUCUUGGUGUAACCAAUAAAACUAAAACUUUUUCCCAUAA